This is a messenger RNA of Didymodactylos carnosus, 1647 nucleotides long. Lineage: Eukaryota; Metazoa; Rotifera; Eurotatoria; Philodinida; Philodinidae. The record is from the annotation of a GenBank genome assembly.
AUGUAUCAUAUUCUACCAUUCAAUGAAUUAUAUGAACAUCAACUCCAGUCUUCAGAUUUCUUCGGAAAAUCAGAUAUUUUAUUUCUUCAAGGUUCUCCAUCAAAAUCUUCAGAAUGUUCUACGAAUAUAAGUCCAUCAUCGAGCAUACAUGAUGUUGAAGAAAAUAGUGAUGAAGCACCUGAUACGCAUGUUAAGGAGCAAACAUCAUCAACAGUAAACACGGAGCAAACUUUAUCCACGAAUGAUCCGAAUCCAUUUGGUAUUUUAUCAAUGUGUUUACCAUUGAGCUCAUCCACAUCACACUCUUCGUCGUCAUCUUCAUCAAAAAUUCUUCGUCCUCAUUCCUAUUCAAAUCAUCGUUAUGUGGUGCAUCCUUAUCCAAUUUCUCCUCAAGCUUAUUUUGCUAAUAUAGCUAAAUAUGCGGAAAAUCAGGCCACACUCACAGCAGCUACACAAUCCAUAAAUGUUCACGUUGAACAACAACAACAACAACAACAGCAACGAAAUCAACAACAAACAGUAAAUAGUAACAAUAAGUUGACAAGUUUAACAUGUGCAGUCUGUGGUGAUAUUAGUAGUGGAAAACAUUAUGGAAUAUUAGCAUGUAAUGGAUGUAGUGGAUUUUUCAAACGAAGUGUAAGAAGAAAAUUAAUCUAUCGAUGUCAAGCAGGUACGGGGAUGUGUGUCGUGGACAAAGCACAUCGUAAUCAAUGUCAAGCAUGUAGACUAAAAAAAUGUAUGCAAAUGGGGAUGAUCAAAGAAGCCGUGCAAAAUGAACGUCAACCUCGUAACAGUGCUCAAGUUCGUCCUGAUUCCGUUGAUUUUCAUUGUGAUGGUACAACAAUAUCUGUCAUGCAUUCAACUAAAGUAAACAAUAAUUUGAGUUCAAUACCAUCACCACAAUCGGAUAAAUCAGAUGAACAUUCAUCCCAAAGUGAAAACUCAUUUGAAAUGAAAAAAAACAUCAAACAAGAUGAAAAUUGUUCGAGCUAUGAUCGAGUCAACUAUGUAAAUGGAACAUCGUCAUCGAAUCAACGUCUCAUAACAACGAUAAUGGAAAAUGCUCUUUAUGCAAAUCAAAACAUGCAAACAAAUGAUUCGGUUUAUGCUAUUGCCGUACAAAUAUUGUUAAUGAUUGUCAGAUGGAUUAAACAUUUGCCAACAUUUUCUAGUUUACCAUUUAGAGACCAGGUUAUAUUAUUGGAAGAAUCUUGGUCUGAAUUAUUUCUUUUAUGGGCUAUUCAAUGUUCAUUAUCUAUUGAUGGCGGUCCAUUAUUUACAAAUCAAGAAUGUUUCAAUGAUAAAUUAUUAUUUCGAACACUGAACGAUUUACCGUAUCGUUUUAAACAACUAAAACUUGAUCCAAUUGAAUUUGCUUGUUUAAAAGCCAUUAUUCUGUUUAGAGCAGAAACAAAAAGCUUAAAAGAACCAAAAAUUGUUGAAAAUUUACAAGAUCAAGCACAAAUAACAUUAUCACAACACACUCAACUUCAUCAUCCAACGCAACAAACAAGAUUUGGUCGUUUACUGUUAACGUUAUCGUUACUUCGAUCAGUCCCAUCAUCAUUAAUUGAAAAAGUUUAUUUUUCACGAACAAUUGGUAAUACACCAAUGGAAAAACUUCUAAGUGACAUGUUUAAAAAUUAA